Messenger RNA from Archocentrus centrarchus (flier cichlid), 1448 nucleotides. It is a transcript of the gene guca1b, whose product is annotated as guanylate cyclase activator 1B. Gene Ontology annotation, biological process: visual perception. The transcript is spliced from 4 exons. Gene Ontology annotation, molecular function: calcium ion binding; calcium sensitive guanylate cyclase activator activity. Bases 259 to 852 code for a protein of 197 amino acids. The record is from RefSeq and is a predicted model, not a curated record. Gene Ontology annotation, cellular component: photoreceptor inner segment; cone photoreceptor outer segment. Lineage: Eukaryota; Metazoa; Chordata; Actinopteri; Cichliformes; Cichlidae.
AGUCUGUGUCUCGUCCUCACUUUCAGAAAGGAUUUGCCACAAUAGAGAGCCUAAAACCAAUUCAGCUUCUAUGGACUUUCAUGCCAUACUGAUCAUUUUGGUUUUUGCUGAUUUGCACAAAUUGGCUCUGUAACUGAGCACUUUUUCAUUUUGUAAUGUAGGCGGAGGCUUAAAAAAAUGUAACCAGGUCAAACCGGGUUCAUGUAAUGUAAGAACUAAUAUCAGUGUUUUCGGGGAGUUAAUAAAAAUAUUACCAUCAUGGGUCAGCGCCUGAGCGAAGAUAGUGACCAAGACAAGGAGAUUGAUGUGGCGGAGCUGCAGGAAUGGUACAAAAAAUUUGUUGUGGAAUGCCCAAGUGGAACUCUGUUCAUGCAUGAGUUCAAGAGUUUUUUUGGUGUUACUCAUAACAAGGAGGCUGCAGAUUAUAUUGAAAACAUGUUUCGAGCGUUUGACAAAAAUGGAGACAACACCAUUGAUUUCUUGGAGUAUGUGGCAGCUUUGAACUUAGUCCUUCGGGGAAAAUUGGAGCAUAAACUAAAAUGGACAUUCAAAAUGUAUGAUAAAGAUGGAAGCGGGUGCAUCGACAAAACAGAGCUUCUCGAAAUUGUGGAGUCUAUUUAUCGGCUGAAGAAAGCCUGCCAUGGAGAGCUGGAUGAAGAAUGUAAUCUGCUGACCCCAGACCAAGUGGUUGACCGGAUAUUUGAGCUGGUUGAUGAAAAUGGGGACGGGGAGCUCUCACUGGAUGAGUUCAUCGAUGGAGCAAGGAGGGACAAGUGGGUGAUGAAAAUGCUGCAGAUGGAUGUCAACCCUGGAGACUGGCUCAGUGAACGACGACGCAGUGCGGACUUCUAGGCUGGAACACAGACUGUAAAUCUGUCAUACACAAUCCUCAUGUGUGACUUUUGAUAUUGUGAUUUUUGUGACUACUGCAGUUUGUAUGUACAGUACCAGUCAAAAGUUUGGACACACCUUCUCAUUCAAUGUUUUUAUUUUCUUCUUUUUUUUCCUACAUUGUAAAUGAAUACUGAGGUCAUCCAGACUAUAAAGGAACACAUGAGGAAUCAUGUAGGAAACUUAAAAGUGUUUAACAAACCAAAACAUGUUUUAGAUUUUAGAUUCUUCAAAGUCGGCACCUUUUGCUUUGAUUACAGCUUUGCACGCUCUUGGCAGUCUCUCAAUCAGCUUCAUGACAUAAUCACUGAAAUGCUUUACCAAAAGUCUUUAAGGAGUUCCCAGAGGUGCUGAGCACUUUUGGCUGCUCUGCCUUCACUCUGUGCUCCAACUCAUCCCAAACCAACUCAACUGGGUUUAGACCAGGUGAAGGCCAGGUCAUCUGAUACAACACUCCAUCACCCUCUUUCUUGCUCAAAUAGCCCUUACAUGGCCUUGAGGUGUGUUUGGGGUCAUUGUCGUGUUGAAAAACAAAUGAUGGUCCCACUAAGCGCACA